Molecule: messenger RNA, 1064 nt
Organism: Zingiber officinale
Lineage: Eukaryota; Viridiplantae; Streptophyta; Magnoliopsida; Zingiberales; Zingiberaceae
Exons: 4
Coding region: 90-671 (193 amino acids)
Biological process (GO): RNA processing
Molecular function (GO): RNA methyltransferase activity; RNA binding
Source: RefSeq, a predicted model, not a curated record
AAAAGGGUGAAAAUAUCAAUCAUUUUGGCCACUAUCUGGGACUCUGGGUCUGUCCGGCGGUCCCGGCCCACACCCCCAUCGGCGCUGUUAUGGACGCAGAGGCGGCCGCCGCGCCGCCUGAACAGCCAGUCGUAGAGAGCCUCGUGGUGGUGCACAACGUGGCGAAGCGCCACAACAUCGGGACUAUGGCCCGCAGUGCCACCGCCUUCGGCGUCUCGGAGAUCGUCCUCGUCGGCCGCCGCGACUUCAAUGCCUUCGGGAGCCAUGGCUCCACCUCGCACCUCCGCUUCCGUCAUUUCCACUCCCUCUCCCAUGCUCGCCUAUACCUCAAGGAGGAGAGGAAAUGCGACAUAUGUGGGGUGGAGAUCACCGAUGGGGCGUUCGCCAUCACCCAACACCCUUUCAGGAAGAGUACAGCUUUUCUCCUCGGUAACGAGGGCACCGGACUCUCUGCCAAAGAAUGUGAGAUUUGUGACUUUUUUGUUUACAUUCCUCAAUACGGAUGUGGGACUGCAUCGCUCAAUGUCACCGUUGCAGCUUCCAUUGUACUGCACCACUUUGCAGGGAUUAGAAGGUCGUUUCCGGUGUUCGUGCGUGAAUCAACAGAUUCGAUACUCGCUUAUGGUAUUCGUGCGCAAAUCAACGGAAUUGAUAGUUAUCCGUUGUAUUAGUUUGGUAUCAGAGUCAUGUCUUUCUUAUGGAAGCAUGUCACCGAGAAGACAGCAACUAGGUCGACUAUGCUUUUAAUCGUGAUAUGGAGUAAUAAUUUCGAGAGAUAGACAAGUAUGAAGAGGAUGUUCUUGAAAGGGAGGAAGGAGUUUAUGUAUAAGGAAGAUAUGGACAACAAAAUCAAAAUAGUUGGAGAUCCAAUUUACGAUGAAGACAUGGCCGAAUCAACUGACGAGCCUGUUUAUGAUGAUGAUGAAAUUAAUAAGGAUACAAACUCUGAAAAAAAAAAGAGGAAUCAAUUGUUGAAAUUUUUGCUCUACUCUAUAUAACAAAAGCUCGAGGAGCACUAUCUGUGUUGGGUAGCGUGGUUCAAGAAACAUAAGUAGAAGAAGUUG